This is a messenger RNA of Cylicocyclus nassatus, 504 nucleotides long. The record is from the annotation of a GenBank genome assembly. NCBI's taxonomy places the organism in Eukaryota, Metazoa, Nematoda, Chromadorea, Rhabditida, Strongylidae.
GAAGCUUGUGCCCGUCUCCUAUGUCCCGUGAAUUCUCUCCUUUCCAUUUUGUUUCCUGACAGUCGAUGUCAACCCUACGUCUUCUGAGAAGAUCAGCCAACUCGCGAUGUCGUGAAAAUCUUGGAAUCUCUGUACAGCAUGUCAGAAGCGAGAUAUUCCAAAAGGCUAUGCAGAAAAUGAUGAAAGAGUGUGAUGAACUUGUUGGCGGUGACUGCAAGAUGAAGAGUCGUUUAGAUGGGAUUUUGAACAAAGAGAAAGAAGUAAGACAGUGCGUCUCUGGUGAAGAUCACCUGUUGUUGAAUAGUAGUACAACCCCCGGUUCAAAUAUACAAUUUGAAUAGGUGCCUUUCAAUAAUUCUUAUUGCUAUUGCUUCGAUGUUUUAUUUUUAGAUAUUAGAGUUGCGUUGCUGUUUUGUUUUUAGACAUUCUUUAUGUACUAAAUGUUGAACUAUUUGAAUUUAUGGUGUUUCUGCGAUGUCAACAUUUGCCUGCGUCAUUUGCGCG